This is a messenger RNA of Melitaea cinxia (Glanville fritillary), 3199 nucleotides long. RefSeq names its product 3-phosphoinositide-dependent protein kinase 1 (gene Pdk1). The coding region runs from base 385 to 2097 and encodes 570 amino acids. The transcript has 5 exons. Lineage: Eukaryota; Metazoa; Arthropoda; Insecta; Lepidoptera; Nymphalidae. The record is from RefSeq and is a predicted model, not a curated record. Gene Ontology annotation, molecular function: protein serine/threonine kinase activity; ATP binding. Gene Ontology annotation, biological process: intracellular signal transduction; peptidyl-serine phosphorylation.
AAGGGGGAAGGGGAGCUUCACAUGACGGCAACAAACGGCAUGCCGAACUUACCGCGGUUGUGCGAUUAUUCCGUCUACUGAGCGGAGGACGUAGUCAAUGCCUCGCCUGCAUCAAGCGCUGUGUUUGUUACUACUUCAGUCUGCAACGCGCUGUCGAAUCGUACGGUCGUGUACACACGCAACUAAGUUUAAUAGUGAAUUUAAUUAUAAUAUAACGAUAUUUAAAUUUAAUUUAUACAUUCCGAAGUAAAAAAAUUGUUUAUAAUAUAUCACGUUAGUUAAUGGUGUUUGUGAAGUUCUAAAAUCAAUAUAUUGAGCUUCAUGAACUGUGACCGUGUUUUGGAUCAUUUUCAACAUUAGUACAACAGUGGUGAGGUACAACGUAUGCGAAGUAUAGAAAUGAGCGGAUUGACCAUAAGAGUAAAAAGGGGUUCGAGGGGUAGUGCUACACUUCUCGAAGCAGCAAACAGAAUUCUUAAGCUACUUGGCGUAAGCUCCACGAAGCGCGGGAAACAGCCAUCAACCAAAUCAAAGCCGAACACUAAAGUUACAAGCGAAGUAAGGGCUCCAAUAGCAAGCACUGAAUUCGCAACAGACUCUCCGGUCAAAAUGCAAGCUUCACAAGCAGCGGCUGCUCCUGUCCAGACUCCGACGUCAACACAUUCGUCCAAUCAGAGCUAUAGACACACCAAGCGAACUGCGAAAGAUUAUAUUUUUGGAAAGUUGAUUGGCGACGGCUGUUAUAGUACAGUAUUUUUGGCGAAAGACAUCCAUACUGGGAAGGAGUACGCAAUUAAAGUUUGUGAAAAAAGUCACAUCGUGCGUCAUCAAAAAGUUCAGUAUAUAAAACGGGAAAAAGAUGCCCUAAAUAUGCUUUUUAAUGUUCCGCACGGGUUUGUGAAACUUUAUUGCACGUUUCAAGAUGAAGAAAGGUUGUAUUUCGUAUUGUCUUACGCAAAAAAUGGCGAACUUUUGCAUUAUAUUAACAAAGUAGGCUCUUUCGAGUUAAACGUUGCUAAAUUUUAUGCUGCAGAACUAUUAUUGGCUUUAGAAAAAAUGCACGCAAAGGGGAUUAUUCACCGUGAUCUGAAACCAGAAAAUAUUUUAUUAGAUGAAAACAUGCAUUUACAAAUUGCCGAUUUCGGAACUGUUAAAGUUCUUGAACCUGAAAAAAUUAGAUCUCCUAGUCCAGCUACUACCGAAAAUAAUGAUGAAAGUGUAAGAUCAAGAAAAAUAAGUUUCGUUGGAACAGCGCAAUACGUAAGCCCAGACAUUUUACAAAACCGUGUCGAUACACGUGCUUCGGAUUUAUGGGCGUUGGGUUGCAUUAUUUACCAAAUGAUAUCUGGCUUACCUCCUUUCCGAGCUUCGAACGAAUUUCUUACCUAUCAAAAAAUUUUAAAAAUGGAUUACGAAUUUCCGGAAGGCUUUCCAGCAGAAGCCAAAGAUUUAGUAGAAAAACUUUUAGUUUUAGACCAUACUAAGAGGCUUGGAUCUAGUGAUAAAGGAGACACAUAUGAAAGUAUCAGACAACAUCCGUUUUUCGAAGGUAUAGACUGGGAAAAUAUUUGGGAACAAACGCCGCCGAAGAUAAGCCCCUAUUUACCUGGCGGAUCAUUUGAAGAAGAGUAUACAGUGCCUGAUCAUUUAGAACCUGGAUUAGGAGGCAGGCAGAUUUUACGAUUAUGGGAAUUUGAUUUAUCUACAUCUAGAGGAAUUUUAAAUAUUAGUCCAGAGGAAAAACGUCGGCGUCUUGAAGUUCAAGCUAGAGAAAACAAAUGGCACCAAUUUGUAGACGGAGAACUUAUAUUGAAACAAGGUUUAGUAGAAAAGAGGAAGGGCUUAUUCGCUAGACGUCGUAUGUUAUUAUUGACCACAGGACCCAGAUUAUUUUAUGUCGACCCCGUCAAUAUGGUCCUUAAAGGAGAGAUCCCUUGGUCGCCGGAACUACGAGUUGAGGCUAAAAACUUUAGAAUAUUUUUAGUGUACACGCCAAAUCGUACAUAUUACUUGGAAGACCCACAAUCUUACGCAUUAGAAUGGACGCGAGUUAUCGACGAAGUACGCAUCGGUACGUACGGACGGGACACGACCUAGGCGCGCGUGCGGCGCCGAGCCGAGUCGCGCCCGCCGGGCUGCGCGCCCGCAUUCCUCCCGUUCUUCGCACGGCGAGUGCACACUUCUAGGAUAAAACUAGGCUUCAUUUCGAGCACGAAAAUCAUCCAGAGAAAACUUUACAUGACGAUGAAAGAUUCGUGUCCUGAGAAUAAAAAUUGGUAAAUGAUCCUUUAAGUUUGCGACGGCCAGUGCGGGCCGGUAGCGCUGGAUCUACGUUUGAGCUGAGCAGCGCCACAUAUGUAUCGAGAGCGCACGAAGACACGCUCGCGUCGGCGCUGCCCGCACUAUAGGAGGACACGAGAAGACGACGUCAGUUCCCAAAUGAUCAGUGUGUUGACGCUGAAUGACUGAUUCCUACUAAUAUGUCCUGACUUUCUUAAAUUAUUGUUCUAAUUUAAGUUACUUAUUUAAUUGUGGAUAUCGGCGGUUAUAUGUAAAUAUUUGUCGUAAUUUAUUAUUAAAAUCGUUAGGUGUAUAUAACGCGUAUUUGUGGGCCUUUUUAACUUAAAUUAAUAAUGGCCUCAUGUAUGAAUGAACUUGUUAUUCGCCACCCGCGUGUUCACGAAGCCCAUUCCGGUUGGUAACUAGGCAAUUCAUAGCUAAAUUAAUAAUUAUUUAUUUUAUUUUAUUUAUUUGCCAACGGAAUGCGACUUUUGUACAGAUAUUUAACAGUAGAAAAAUAACUACGUUUCCAUAUUUUUUAAAACACUUGCCAGUAACAGUGUAAAGUUAUCAAUGAGAAAUAGAAAGUUGUUUAAUACUGGUGUGGCGUGACACUAAAAUAUGGAAAUAUUGUGAAAGAAGGCUAGCUUCUUAAAUUAGGACUGGACAAAUAAAUGCAGAAUCAUAUUAUCAUAAUGAUUUUUAAAAAAAAUUCUGCACUUGUUCAGAAAUUGUCUCUCUCAGAUUGCAGUAUCUUAAUUUGUGUGCAUUUUAUGCAUACUAUGCACUAUAGUCCUAAUUUAGUCAAAGUAUACGGAUAUUUUCACCAAAGGUGAUUGAUUACAUGUUUUUGGAGUAUUUGGUUAACUGUAUAUUAAUUGAUUAAAUCCUGAAAAAAAGUCUAUGAUUAUAUCUAAUA